Messenger RNA from Rhizoctonia solani, 2001 nucleotides. RefSeq names its product cytochrome P450 family protein. The record is from RefSeq and is a predicted model, not a curated record. The transcript is spliced from 17 exons. NCBI's taxonomy places the organism in Eukaryota, Fungi, Basidiomycota, Agaricomycetes, Cantharellales, Ceratobasidiaceae. Gene Ontology annotation, molecular function: monooxygenase activity; heme binding; iron ion binding. The coding region runs from base 1 to 2001 and encodes 666 amino acids.
AUGUCUUCUCUACCAAGCAUUGCUCGGAGGCUCCUCUUUUACACGCGCCCGUAUGACUUAACUCGAGAUACGACUUUGCUUUUGUCCUUUGUGUCGGCGGAUCCUCAUGAGUUAUACAAGGACCUUUAUCCUACCGCUUGGAAGCUAGGACAGUUGACACGAUUGAGUACAAAUGCGGAAGGUUUUGUUCAUUGGACGCUACCCACAGCCCAAAAAGCUGGUUCUGAUAAAAAUCAGCCGAGAGGGACGCUCAAGGCGAUUAACGAUACUCAAGAACAAAAAGAUAUAUGCAUUGGCACUAUCGACAAUGACAAGUCGGGGUUUUCGCCAAUGAUAUGUUGGCCUAAUGGUGCAACAGCGGCCGUCGAUUUUUUGCCGCAUCUAAAUGUGUAUGCGUAUUCGGGUUUAAAGGAGACCGACCUGAUUCGUGGUGAAGUUGAAAACUUUCUGGGAAACUGGGACCUCUCUUCACUGCAAAAUGCACCCACCGAUAAUCGAUUCCACUUGUUUGAAGACAAGAACGAUGGUCAAAGAUCCAGCAGGCUACUGCCUCCUUCUCCGCCCAAACACUGGUUCUGGGGCAACAAGGACAUCGUUAGCCAGCCGUACCGAUUCGUAACCCUGGGCACGAAAUACAAAGAUACUCUAGGGGACAUCAUUACUACCACUACACCAUUCGACACGUUCAUUACCAUCAACAGCAUAGAAUUGGCCACUGAACUACUGGAGAAACAUGCAUCUGUCAGUGCCAACCGACCAGGCAAUUUCAUGAUUCAAGAUCUCCUUGGAUGGUCAGAAGGAGUAUCCUUCCAUCAACACGACGAAUGGCACAAGAAACAAAGGCGCAUACUGGCUUCAGCGUUGCACCCCACAGCUGCGCGAUCUUACGAGCCACAACACCUAGAUUCGACACUUGAGCUACUCAGACGCAUCUCACAGGACCAAAAGUCAUUCCAGAAGCAUGUUAGCGAUAUCGUCGGCGAUUUCAUUUUGCGGCUGGCUUAUGGUUAUACGCCUAGCCAAGAUGACACAAGCCUUGCCAGUGUGCAUCGAGCAUUCUCGUACUUGGCCAAGGCUUCGGCGCAAUAUUUUCUCGUCAACGAUUUCCCCAUUUUGAGGUAUCUUCCCGCUUGGUUCCCUGGUGGGGGGUUCCAGACAUUUGCUAAAGAAGGAAGGGAGUCCCGAGUCAUGUAUGCGAAUACGCUGUUUGAUACGGUGUUUGAACAAGUGCGUAAUGGCGGGGCGGAAAAUCCCUCGUACGCUUCGCAGUUACUCGAGGCCAAAGGAGGGGCGAAUAUCACCGACAUGGACAUGGAAUUGACCAAGUGGACUGCGGCCUCGCUGUUCACAGGAGGCUCUACCACGACUGUUGGGUUGAUAUGGGCGUUCAUAUUAAUGGUAUCGCUUCACCCUGAGACCGCCAGGCUCGCACAAGCAGAGAUUGAUAGUAUAGUUGGAAGAGAGCGGGUACCGGAACUGAAAGAUCGGGAAAAUAUGCCGUACACAGAAGCGGUACUACAGGAAGUAAUGAGACUCUGUCCCGUUGUCCCAUUGGGUCUGCCUCAUACCACUACAGAGGAUAUCCAACUCAGAGGAUAUCUAAUUCCAAAGAAUUCGACCAUCAAUCCCAACAUCUGGGCCAUGCUUCGCGAUCCAAAGCACUUUUCCUCCCCGCACACGUUUGAUCCGUCCCGCUACCUAAAGCCGGUACCUGACCCCGAUCCCCGCAAGUACAUCUUUGGUUUUGGCCGACGUGUAUGUCCCGGACAGCACGUAGCCAACAAUGCUACUUGGACCAUGUGCGCUGGUAUCCUGUCGGUUUUCGACAUACAGCCCGGCUUGGAACUGCUCUCAAAAGUUGAGCAACUUGGGGGCCCUGGAUCUGUGCAAAUGCAUAAGCUAUUUCAGCCGUACCUGGUAUAUGAUCCGCUUCCGUUCCCUUGCAGUCUUGUUCCUCGUGACCAAGCAGCUUUAGAUUUGUUGUCAAAUAGCACCCUUUAG